UGGCAUUGCUAAGAAUAACUGGGGAGAGGAGAAUCGGAACAGGAGAUAUCCCUGAAGAAUUUGACCUUCCUGUGUUGGAUGUCUUCGAAGAACAUCAUGCUGAAAUCCGGAUAAUGUUGCUGAUAAAUUGUGCUGCUGAACUAUCCCUUCCCCCCGCUUCCGAGCUCUCUCAAAACUAA
Podarcis lilfordi (Lilford's wall lizard) is the source of this 179-nucleotide messenger RNA. NCBI's taxonomy places the organism in Eukaryota, Metazoa, Chordata, Lepidosauria, Squamata, Lacertidae. The record is from the annotation of a GenBank genome assembly.